Molecule: messenger RNA, 1017 nt
Organism: Angiostrongylus costaricensis
Lineage: Eukaryota; Metazoa; Nematoda; Chromadorea; Rhabditida; Metastrongylidae
Source: the annotation of a GenBank genome assembly
AUGAAGCUAUUCGAUCGUGGUAGUGGUGGUGGUGGUGGCAAUGUUCCUGUCGACACCGAGAAAGACUCACUAAAGCGACCGUAUCCGGUAGCUUUUUCGCAAUAUGAUCCAGUAAGUAAACGUCCAUUACCAAUCAUACCUCAAAUGCAGAACAGUAUGCUUACACAUCAACAUUUGAUGCAACAAGCCGCAUUACAAGCCGCCAUGCAAGGCAGACCAUUACCGACAACUGUGCAGAACUCGUACUUCUCGCCACAUCUUCGUCCGAUAGACACGUCGGCCACACAACAGCUUCGCCCACCCGAUUCAGCUCAGCAGCUUCGAGUCCCUCUAGAUUCGGCUUCUGCUCAACAAAUGCGUCAAAUUGAUCAGCAAAAUACCGCCGCUCAGCAGUACCGAUCACAUGAACAGGCGAUGGCACAGCGGCUACACAGGCAGCUUCCAACACAGAUGAUGCAAAAUCAGGCAGUGCAAAUGCGAAACCAGCAAAUUGCUGUGCAAGAAUAUCAUAAUCUACUGAGGCUGGCUCAACCUACUGGGCUUCAACAGCCGAGACGACAAACAAUCUCUGGGAACAACGUCAACGCACAGAUGCCUUCGUCGGUAGCUCGACUUCAGCGGUCAGCCACUACUAUAGAGCCGUCUUAUUCCUCGUCUUUACAAUUUCCACAUCAAAUUUCGCCAACACUUUCAUCAUUGGCCACUUCACCCAUCUCUCUUGCUACACCCAUCCAACUUCAACAACAAAACCUACUUGCACAGCAAAUAAUGUCAAAUGCAAUGCGAGCUGCAGGCACCAAUAUGGCGCCACCACCACUUCAAAUGGUUUCCACCAGUAAGUCGCAGACAACUACCAAUUCCGGGACCGUUCAGCAGACAACAACCAAUCUAUCCGGCGGCAUGGGAGACGCCGAAUUUCUAGCCUUCUUAGAUAAUGUUCGCCAAAUUGAAGCUCAUCUAACACGUACGUUAGCUGAGAGCAUACAACGCUCAACAGCUGCGCAACAGCAAAGUUAA